UAGGAUUGGAAGCCCUCAGCUGCUCUAGAUUUGGGAGUUGACGCGCUUGGCUGGAAGACGCCAACACUUGCCAGACCACGGUUGCCGUGGAGACGGGGGCGGAGUCCUGCGCCUGCGCACAUUUUGGAAGGGCGCGCCUAAUGACGCAUCGCGCAAGCGCCCGAGAGCAGCCAGUUAGAGUCAGGAUGGAGUCGGAAUUGCUCCUUCGGAAGGUGACAACGCUGCAGGCCUGUGUCCGGGGCUUCUUGGUCCGACGCCGAUUUCAGAGGCUGCGAGCUGAGUAUGAGUCAAUUGUACAGGAGAUCGAGGGAGCACUGGGCACACUUCAGUGGAGUGCUGGCUGGAUUCCCAGGCCCCAGUUUCUCCCAAAGACAAAGACCCAUUGCUCCUGGAAAGCAAGAAAGAAAGUACCAAGUCCACAGCAGGAACUACAGAACCACUGGGAGGAAAUGGCACCGAAGAAAUCAGGAACGACCUCAGCAAAGCCAGGAAGUCUUUGCAGAGAUGACAGCUCUUGGCUUCAGGUUGAGCACAGCAGUAAAACCAGGAAUCCCAGCCAAGAGGAGACCAGAGAUGCAUCAAGGACAGAUAACCCAGAACCUGUAAGUCCAGGGCUGUCCCACAGCCAUCAGGAGUUCAAGGAGCUCCAGUAUCGCCGAAGCCACUUGGCCAUGGAACUGCUAUGGUUACAGCAGGCCAUCAACAGCCGUAAGGAGUAUCUAAUUCUCAAACAAACACUGACAUCCCCAGAAGCAAACCAGACCAGAGAGGCGCUCAGCCUGUGCCCAGACCAUGGAGGACAGGCUUAUGAGAAGGUGUGGCCACAACCAAACCCACUGCUGGAAGACAGGACCAGUGGAGAGCGAGACUUUCCAGAUGACUCCUGUCAGAAGAGCAAAUCACAACACUACAAGUCCCCAGAAAGUCUGGCCACUACCUACAAAACCAGGCCUGGAGCUAAAAGCAGGGAACCAUGUCAUAGGAAGGGGCCACAGCUGUCUCUAUCAUCAGAUAGUCAGGCUGGAGGGGACAGGGUGACCAGAGGGCAGACCUUCUUACAGCUGAUAAAACUUCUGAAGGACCAGAUCUGUAGGGCCAUCAAACCUAUAACCCCAUUUCAGCCUCACUGUCAGAGGCCACAAGAGUUGCACCUAUCAGAAGACCACAUCAUGAAUGGGAUGUUGGUUGGCCCAGAGUCUGGUCAGCUGGAUCUCAGGAUGACUGAAUCACCCAGUGAUAGAAGUUCCAGAGACACAAUGUCCAAUAAGCCUCAUAAAGAGUGGGAAAACCAUAAGACUACACUUUGGAGAUCAAAGCUGCCUGAAAUUCUGUCUUCCAUGGGAUAGAUGAGACAAGAGAGGACCACUGGAGGGGCAGGAUGUUGAAAACGGGACUCCCCAGGCUAGACCCUAAGGAUCAGGCAAGGGACAGGUUCAGGGGGGGGGGGACGCUGUGAAGGGCAGUGGCGGAGGCAAGCCUGCAUCCUGGUACCAGCUUUCCCUUCUGCCCCCACCCCCGGCCAGUAGUGGUUGGUAGAGCCAAGAGAGGCUGGACGACAGCAGGCAUGAGUAGCAGGAAAAGGAUAAAGGAUACUUUUCCAUCUUCUGCCUGAGACUCAGUCCAAAUUUCAGGUUAAACAGUUACCUGGGGGAAGUAAAGUGAGAAACCUGGAGAAUAAAGGUUUUUCAUGGAUUCCGAA
Messenger RNA from Cavia porcellus (domestic guinea pig), 1699 nucleotides. RefSeq names its product IQ motif containing C (gene Iqcc). NCBI's taxonomy places the organism in Eukaryota, Metazoa, Chordata, Mammalia, Rodentia, Caviidae. Gene Ontology annotation, molecular function: protein binding. The record is from RefSeq and is a predicted model, not a curated record.